Messenger RNA from Thalassophryne amazonica, 1856 nucleotides. Its product is annotated as sodium- and chloride-dependent GABA transporter 2-like. Gene Ontology annotation, biological process: sodium ion transmembrane transport. NCBI's taxonomy places the organism in Eukaryota, Metazoa, Chordata, Actinopteri, Batrachoidiformes, Batrachoididae. The record is from RefSeq and is a predicted model, not a curated record. Gene Ontology annotation, cellular component: membrane.
AUGUUAAUUGAUGGUAAAACAACGGCACCAAAGCUGAAGGAGAGAGGACAGUGGUCUAGCAAGAGCGAAUAUUUUUUUGCAGUAGUUGGAGAAAUCGUAGGUCUUGGCAAUGUUUGGCGGUUUCCCUAUCUGUGCUUUAAAAACGGAGGAGGUGCUUUCUUGGUUCCUUAUGUUUUGUUCCUGUUUGCAUGUGGAAUCCCGAUGUUCUUUCUGGAAGUGUCUCUGGGACAGUUAACUAGUCAAGGUGGAAUCAGAAGUUGGAAGAAAAUAUGUCCUUUAAUGGAAGGUUUAGGCUACGGCACUCAAAUGAUUGGGCUGUACCAAGUCAUUUAUUACAUCGUCAUCCUGGCCUGGGCUUUUCUUUACCUCAUAUCUUCCUUCAGUGCUGAACUCCCCUGGGCUCACUGCAACAACACCUGGAACACAGAACAUUGCAUCGAUCGUGGACAGAAUCAUUCAUCAAAAGACCAAAAUCUCAUUUCUUCAUCUGAAGAAUUCUGGCAGAGAAGAAUCUUGGGUUUGUCACGAGGAAUUGAAGAGGUGGGUAGUCUCCGCUGGGACCUGGUAGGGUGUCUUCUGCUGAGCUGGAUUGUUUGUUUCUUCUGUGUCUGGAAAGGAGUCAAGUCCUCAGGAAAGGUUGCCUACUUUACAGCAACCUUUCCUUAUGUCAUGAUAUUUGUCUUGCUGAUCCGUGGUCUGACAUUGCCCGGAGCUGUGGAUGGUAUUCGUUUUUAUCUCUCUCCUGAUCCAGCUCGACUGGCUGAUUCUCAGGUGUGGUUGGAUGCUGGCAGCCAGAUAUUUUACUCCAGUGCUAUAUGCAUAACUUGUUUAAUAUCUCUGGGAAGCUACAACAAAUACAACAACAACUGCUACAGAGAUGCGUUCACCAUGUGUAUGUUAAACAGUUUAACCAGCUUCAUUGCUGGUUUCACUGUAUUCCCCGUUCUUGGGUUCAUGGCACAUGAGCUGGAUGUUCACAUCUCAGCAGUGGCUGAAUCAGGUCCUGGUCUGGUCUUCAUUGUCUUUCCUCGAGCAGUAGCAAUGAUGCCUUUACCCCAACUCUGGGCUGCAUUCUUCUUCAUCAUGAUUGUCUUCCUUGGGUUGGACAGUGAGUUUGUACUUCUGGAGGGCGUGAUCACAAGCAUCUCAGAUAUGUUUCAGUCCUUCUUUUUAAUUGGACAUCGACGUAAACUGCUCCUGCUGGCCAUCAGUGUUUUCUCCUUCCUUGUUGCUCUGUUUAUGGUCACUGAGGGAGGCCUUUAUGUAUUUCUUCUGUUUGACUAUUACGCUUGCAGUGGAAUUCCAAUAAUCACUUUGGGCAUUUUGGAGGCCGUCACUAUGGGUGCUGAUCGAUAUUACAGUAACGUGGUGGAUAUGAUUGGUUCGCCAUGGCCUUAUAUGAAAUAUUGUUGGCAGUACAUAACACCAUGUUUGUGCACAGUUGUGCUGCUUCUUUCUCUGAUCACCUUCACCCCACUGACGUACAACAACACGUACCAGUACCCCUGGUGGGGCUAUGCCCUUGGUCUACUUUUCUCUAUCUCGUCAGUUGUAAUGGUUCCGCUGUGGAUUCUAUACAGUGUGGCUGUGACUCCAGGAACACUGAGACAGAGACUGAAAGUCCUGACCACUCCAUCAGAUGACCUGCUCAGAUCAUCAGUGAAGAGGAGUUUCCACUCUGAAACAAGUCCACCCCACCCAACGCUUGAGAUGUGCAUUGAGGGAAACUGAGUGGGUUUGAUCACUGUGGGCAUAUGUCUUACAGGUGUUUGAGUUUUAAGGAAUGACAACUGUACAGUAUGAAACUUUAUGCUUGGUUUAGAUUUGAAAUCAUCAGUGAAGCAGAUCACCUAAAA